GCACCGGCCGACGGCGUAAGCUGAGGUAAUGUUCGUAAUAAUAAUACUUAUUUCAAGCUGAGGGUCCGCGAAGCUCACGCAUGGCCCGAUGCGCCUAUUCGUUCUCUCCCGCUGCCUAUUCGCGCGGCCCCCUCAGUCGCUCGCCAGCUCGCGCCGCAGGCGGACCUGUGUCUCUCGCAGAUUACCUCCGUUCGUAGUCUCCGACGAACGUAUUUUUAAUUGUUAAAAUAAACUUGUUUCCGUAUUUACGUGCCUGGUUCCCGGCUCCUGCUAACUGGAUCUCCUGUUUAUUCACUGCUAUUGUUUUUCUUUAGUGCAAAAUGUGAUGUUAUGUGUGUUCAACGAGCGUAACGUCCUGUGUAACGUUAGCCCAAAGUGAACUCAAUGGAUGUAAUGUGCUUUUGAAUUGAAAACGUUAACCUUUUUGAUCCUUCGCAGCCGGAUUUUUCUCUGAGGUCCAGAGGAUGACAGUUAUUACAUCUUCAUACGAACAGCUUUCCUGAUCGCCACCACGGACAUGAUGACGAGAAAUCAGGACCCGAGGCUUCGCGAGAGGACAGGCGAACUACAUGACAACGAUAAACAGCAAACGGCUGGCACGGAUGUUGUAAAGGCUGUUGAACAAGGCGUCAGAGUCAUGGUGACAGCGUGGCAGGUCAGCCGGCGGGUCGCCAACGUGCUCACCUCCAACGCCUUUAUUGUGGUGCUUAUAUCCUUGGAACUGCUAGCGUGGCGCAGCGGGGCGGCGGCGCUGGCGAACUGCCCGAGCGGCUGCAGCUGCAACGAUGAUACCCUAGUGGUGGUUUGCGAGGAGAGCCGCCUGGACGUGCUGCCCAUCGCGCUCAACCCCUCCAUCCAGCGUCUCAUCAUCCGCAACAACAAAAUCAAAACCAUCGACAGCUCCAUGCAGUUCUACGCAGAACUGCAACACCUCGACCUCUCCCAGAAUCACCUUGUUAACAUUCCCACUAAAAGCUUUGCCUACCAACGGAAAUUACAAGAGCUCCAUUUGAACCAUAACAAGAUAUCAUCAGUAACUAACACGACAUUCCAAGGCUUGAAUGCGCUGACAGUCCUCAACUUAAAACGAAAUUUCCUCGAGGAGCUGACGAACGGUGUGUUUUCGACUUUGCCAAGAUUAGAGGAACUGAACCUUGGUCAGAAUCGGAUAUCGAGGAUCGAACCAAAAGCAUUCGCUGGACUCACAGCUCUGAGGAUCCUGUACUUGGAUGAUAAUCAGUUGAGUUCUGUGCCUACGAUGUCCUUUAGUCUCUUGGGAAGCCUGGCUGAACUUCACGUGGGACUCAACGCUUUCUCUUACCUGCCCGACGACACCUUCGCGGGUCUAAACCGCCUGGCUGUGCUCGACUUGAAUGGAGCCGGACUCUUUAAUAUAAGCGAGAACGCAUUCAGAGGCCUUCCAGGUCUUAGAAGUUUGAAUCUCUUCGGGAAUAGACUAAGCGUAGUACCCACGCAGCAACUAGGUGGACUUACGAGAUUGGAAGAUCUGUACAUAGGCCAGAAUGAUUUCGUAGCGUUAGAAAGCCACUCAUUCAAAGGCUUGAAAAAUCUGAAACUCUUAGAUAUUACUGGUGCUGCCCAGUUGGAGAGAGUCGAGAAAGGAGCUUUGGAGGACAACAUAAACUUGGAAACUAUCGUACUGGCCAAUAACAAGAAACUAUCAGUGAUAGAAGAAGGUACUUUACUCGGCUUGCCUAAGCUGAAACAUGUUACGCUUAGAGACAACGCCAUUGUUACGAUCAGUGAAACUGUGUUCGUCGGAAAAGAGCUGAGACAGCUGGACAUCACCGACAAUCCUAUUGCCUGCGACUGCCAACUUCUUUGGCUGCAUGAAUUAUUGAACGAGAAGAGUAACUUCACUCAAAUCCAAUGCGCGGAGCCACUGCAUUUGAAGGACAAGUACUUGCGUACUAUAACCGCAGACGGUUUGGGCUGCGCCGUUCACGACACGCGGCAGCAAACCAUUAUAUGCGUCGUAGUAGUCGCCUGCGUGGCUACCCUAGCAUCGCUCGUGCUCGUGCUGUAUCGGUACCGCAAGAGCAUGCACGAGAAGCUCAAGGACUACAAGUGGAACAAGCGCGCGAUGCGCAAAGACUUGGAAUACCACAAGCCCAUCUCCACCGAAGAAGACUGCAUCCUAGAGCUUUACGCCUCCCCCAGCGUGUUCUUCAUGUCGGGCCCGCAGCAGGGCUCGGCGCGGCGCGCGCGGGGAGGCGGCGGCGGCGGCACGCUGCCCGCCGACGGCUUCACGUACAUCGGCGGCGACCGCCCGCCCCCGCCCCCGCUCACGCUCAACAACGGCGCGCCCGCGCUGCUCAACAACGGCUCGCUGCGCUCGUUGCCCGACAAGAAGAACAACCGCAACGGCUUCGUGUGCCACGAGAACUUCCCGCGCGCGGACCGCUACUCUCGCAAGCAGGAGAACGGGUACAUUCGCAACUCGGAAACCAUUAUCGGCUUCCCGCGAACGCGCGACUAUGACGACUACAGCGAGCCCGAGUACUCGGUGAUCGCGGAGGCCGCACGCGACUAUCGCUCGUGCGCGCACUCCAACACCUUCAACUGUUGAGCCCGGGAGGCGUGAACUUUCAAUCGUUUGUGAUCUUGUAAUUCUAGCAAUAAAUCUUCAUUCCAUUAAGUUUUUCUAUGGAGGACCUUGUGAUGGGAUGGGACUUAGUGUAGCGGUUAGUGACGUUUAGAACUUCGGGAUCGGUGUACGUGCGACCAGUGAGGACUAUGUAUCGUAUUCGGUUUAAGAGAGUACAUUAUUUGUAAAUUAUAAAUUUAAGUAGCAAUGGAUCUAUUUUUCAAUGGGUCGGAGGGGGCGGUUGGAAGUGAAACUUUCAUGAAGACGCCCGUCUGUGAAGACUAGUCGCGUGCGGCGUGCGCCGCUCACGCCGCUGCCACGUAAGGUCGCCUUUAUACUUUUAAGUUUUGCUUAUACGAAUUGGAAACGCAACUGAAUGAGAAGCUAAUAUAUAUUGUUAUCUCAUCCUAGCACAUACAGAACUUGCAUUCCUACUUACGCGAAUAAAACUUACAAGUACAAAGGCGGGGUAAAUCAUCAUCAUCUAUGUGAUUCGUAAGUACCUACCCUACUGAUGGGUAGGAGGUACUUUGUAUUUGUUUUGUACAAAAACCAUUCCAUAAGUCUUUUUAAUGUCUAAUUUUUUUAUUUAUAACGAAUAAAUUAAGUGUGCGUUAAAUAAUACACCAAUAUGAAUGAUAGGUAACCUAUUAUAGGAUUAAUAAAUGUAAAUAUAUUUAUAUUAUAUUGAGAUAUUUAUAAAAUUUAAUACGAUCUUAUUCUUCUUAAAUUUUCAUAAAAUUAUUUCUAUGUUUCACUUACAUUAGUAUGACUAGUUUGUUUGCUAUGGACUGGUAUCGUAUUUCCUCCUCGUCAACUAUUGUUAAUACACUGUAUUUCAUAUUAGGUACGGCAGCACCCACUUCUUACCUGUAUGUCUCACUUUUCGCUCAAAUCUCACAAACGCCCAUCUGACCUACUUAAGUUUCAGUGAAAUUGUAGAUGUCGUAAAAUGGGGUGAUUUAGAAAUGACGGGGCUAAAAUGGCUCUCUUCUUCUCUUCUUUGCACUUCAGGGUCACCUCAUUCUGCUAUACACGUUUUCAUGUUGCAACGAUUAUUUGUUACUGUUUUAAUUUAAGUUUGCAUAACUUUCAGUCAUUGCCAUUACAAUUCAUUGUGUUAUAAUAAAAUAUGUAAUAUUUAAGAGAUGUUGAUAUUUAAAUCAGCUACAAUAAGUGUGCUACUGAAAGCAAUACAUAAUAUUAAAACUGUUAUAGAUAUAUUUCACAAACUUGUAAAGGCUAUUAUCAAUAAAUGGAGAAUUUACAAACGAAAUACCUACCCAAUAAAAAGAUAUGAGAAAUUCCAAUGCCCGUCCCUUUAUUUCUUUCGUUUAAAGUUAAAGAGAGCGAAUAAGUAAUCUCGACGAGAAUACUCACGAAUAAAAAUAAUAAUAAUAAUUCUUACGAGAAUGAAAUAGCCAUCAUGUUAUAAAGGCUAAAUGUUCCGAUAUAAAACGUUAAAAGUUUUUUAUUUAUUAAUACUAGCCUUACCAUAGUCUGAUAAUUUUAUAGCACUUAGAAAUGUUCUGUUAUACCAAUGCGCUAGAUGCCCUGCCACGUUAUAUCGGACAUUUUUAUAUUACGCAAGUAAUAACUUCACUUGUUUGAACGUAGGUACAAUGUAUGUAGUUCGGAAAAUUCCUUUCAAUAUUCGCAAUGUAAUUUACGCAGCGUCUAAGAAGUUCGAAUAUCGAACGAUUUUUUGCUGUUCGAAUUUCGAAAUUCAGUUGUAGUCUGUUGGGAGCUGAAAUUCGUGGAAUUCCGAAUGCUGAAUGAAUACGAGUACACUUUGCAUAAGUUACCCAAUAACGUGAAUAUUUUUUGCGUAAAUUGGAAUAACAUCAGUUCUAGAAACUUGAGCAAACAUGAAUGAUGAAAACCGUUAUACGAAAAAUAUGUUUUAACCCAGUUCAACGAACGAAACGAAUGUUUUCUGCGUAAUAAUAUAAAAUUAAAAGAAAAAUGUUUAUUAUUUUACUUCUGGGUCACUAAAAAGUAACGCGAGUCACGAUCUCAUUGCUUGUUUUUUAAUAAUGAAACAAAACAGAUGUAGGCAUUAGGGUAAAAAAGUAACCCUUAUACCUAUAGCUUAGUAGCAAUUAGCACUAAAAUACCUAUGUAUCUUGAAUGAAAGGCUGAUUACAAUAAACUGGUAAUUCGCGUUACUCUUGCUGCGACCCAGAAGUGUCUUGGUUUUCAAUACAGUUUGCUUAUAUUCUACUGAUCAUUUGAACUUCUUUUCUACUCCAAAAAUACAUGUACUUAACUUUAAAAACUUUCCUCUAACUAAACGUUGAAACUUGAUCUUAUGGUGGCGUAUGUUCAUACUUCAUGUAAAUAUGGGGAAUAUAAAGACUAAGAGAUGUGGGCAUGCGUUCGUGCCUCGUGGAUGCCUAAAGAUGUAUACAACUAAAUGAAUACAUAUGAAAAAUUGUGAUUAGUGUACAUAACAUUAUCUACACGACGUUGUAAUAGAAUCAUCGGCCAUUUUCUGUAUUUUAUUGUAGUUAUUACCUACAUACAAACUCGAUAAAUAUAACAUACCUCAAAUUUACAA
This is a messenger RNA of Cydia strobilella, 5168 nucleotides long. RefSeq names its product leucine-rich repeat neuronal protein 1-like. Lineage: Eukaryota; Metazoa; Arthropoda; Insecta; Lepidoptera; Tortricidae. The record is from RefSeq and is a predicted model, not a curated record. The coding region runs from base 518 to 2590 and encodes 690 amino acids. The transcript is spliced from 8 exons. Gene Ontology annotation, molecular function: protein binding.